This is a messenger RNA of Penicillium cinerascens, 1845 nucleotides long. RefSeq names its product GMC family oxidoreductase. The transcript is spliced from 2 exons. The record is from RefSeq and is a predicted model, not a curated record. NCBI's taxonomy places the organism in Eukaryota, Fungi, Ascomycota, Eurotiomycetes, Eurotiales, Aspergillaceae. The coding region runs from base 1 to 1845 and encodes 614 amino acids. Gene Ontology annotation, molecular function: flavin adenine dinucleotide binding; oxidoreductase activity, acting on CH-OH group of donors.
AUGGUGCCAUUGGAUACAGAGUCCAUUGAAGGACUCGAGAACAAACAGUUCGACUUUGUCAUUGUCGGUGGAGGAACUGCGGGCUUGGUGGUGGCCAACAGACUUACAGAAGACCCCAAUGUCAGUGUCAUUGUCCUGGAGGCAGGGACCAAUCGUCUCAACGAUCCUCGAAUUAUGGUGCCGGGCUUAGGGGUGACCACGUUUGAGGAUGCAGACUUCGAUUGGAACUUUCGAUCAAUUGCUCAGGAACAACUCAACGGUCGCAAACUCCUAGCAAGCAAAGGUCGGACGCUCGGAGGCUCCUCAGCUAUUAACUUUGGUAUGGUUAUUUACCCUUCGCGUUCCGGAUUGAAUGCAUGGGAGGCAUUGGGAAACCACGGCUGGGGUUGGGAUGACCUGUCCCCGUAUAUUCGCAAGUUUCAAAAAGGCACUCCACCUUCGGAUGCAAACCGUGAAUUUUUCAAGGGGAUGAAGUAUGAUCAGAAGGAUCAAGGUGCCGAUGGUCCUGUUCAGGUGUCAUUUGGAGACCAAUAUAUGCCGUAUCACGCUGCGUGGAUGGAGACGUUCAAAACGUUGGGAUAUCCACAGGUCGAUGAUCCGAUCAACGGUGCUGGUACCGGACCCUUCGUGACUCCAGGUGCAGUGGAUCCAACGACCCACACUAGGAGCCAUGCUGGAGCCGCUUAUCUAGGGCCGGAAGCCCAGGCCCGGCCAAACCUACGAGUUGUGACAGGGGCUUUGGUUCAAAACAUUGCGCUCGAGAGACGAGGCGUCAGAGUCACCGCCACUGGCGUUCAAUUCUUGAAGGACCAGAAGACGCACACUACUUUAGCCAACAAAGAAGUCAUUCUUGCUGCAGGAGCAACACAAACGCCUCAGAUUUUAGAGCUGUCUGGUAUUGGAGAUGAGAAGGUCCUCCGGGCUCACGGGAUUGCCCCGAUUAUCAACAACCCUAGCGUUGGGGAGAAUUUGCAAGACCACGGCAUUGUUGCGUUUGGAUACGAAGUUGAGGAUGGGCUUCCAUCCGGUGAUAUGGCCAGGGAUCCUGCCGUCGCGGCCGCCGCAAUGACUGCUUAUCAGACGGAUGGCUCAGGUCCCUUAGGCAUGGUUCCCUUUGUCUCCGCGUUUAUGCCGUGUGUCAACCUCCCCGAGGAAGAGCGUGAAAAACUGCUUCAAAAUCUCCAAACGUCUAUCGAAAGCCCCAGCACUCCCCGAGCACAGAAGAAGCAAUUCAAGGCAGUACAAGAGCUGCUUAUGGAUCCAGAAGAACCUACAACUCAGUACAUCAUGGCGCCAUUCCAGAUGCUAGCACGAGAAGGCGAUAACCCUAAGCGUCUGUUUGGUAUGGGCCAUCCGGGAUUUUUCAUCAGCCUUGUCUCCCUCCUUAGUUAUCCGCUGUCCCGUGGAUCGGUCCAUAUCCAGUCUGCCAAAGCGGGAGCUGCUCCCAUUAUUGACCAUGGAACGCUACGUCAUCCAGUUGACCUAGAAUUUCAUGCCCGCCACAGCAUGUGGUUGGACAAGAUUGCAGAGACUGAACCAAUGGCGUCUCUCCUCAAGAAAGGAGGUGAGCGACUGCACACACCGGAGCCAUUGACAGACUUGGAGAAAGCCAAGCAACUGUGCAAAGAACUUGUUUUAUCUAUGUACCAUGUCAGUGGAACUUGCGCAAUGAUGCCUGAGGAGGAUGGUGGCGUCGUGGACUCUCAUCUCAAGGUUUAUGGGACUACGAAUGUGAGAGUUGUGGAUGCUAGUAUCUUUCCACUGGUACCUAGGGGAAACAUCCAGGCUACUGUGUUCGCGGUGGCAGAAAAGGCGGCGGAUAUUAUCAAGCAUGAUCUGAAAUAG